This is a messenger RNA of Gongylonema pulchrum, 255 nucleotides long. Lineage: Eukaryota; Metazoa; Nematoda; Chromadorea; Rhabditida; Gongylonematidae. The record is from the annotation of a GenBank genome assembly.
ACAUAUGCGUCGCUGAUACAGCAAGUUCACGCUAAUCUAUCCACUCUGCGAUACAUUGAACAACUAUUGAGCGGAAGAAACGUUGAAGAACGCACCACUUUUGAGCCAAACGGUGGCAUAUACGUCAAUUUGGAGCAAUAUCCUCGUUAUGCCAAUCAUGAGGUACAAUUAACACCGCAUUCGUCGUCCUUGCUUGGAAACAGUGAAGCUCCGAAAAGUUUGAAGGAUCAAACAGUGGAAGUGAGGUACGUGUAA